Ostertagia ostertagi is the source of this 1515-nucleotide messenger RNA. The record is from the annotation of a GenBank genome assembly. NCBI's taxonomy places the organism in Eukaryota, Metazoa, Nematoda, Chromadorea, Rhabditida, Trichostrongylidae.
AUGUUAACGAAGAUCGUGUCGGUAUGCUUACGACGUUUCGUGAUCAGCGAAGAACUGGACGUGGAUGGAUCGGGUGAAGAUGAAAUCGAAUUUGCUGAGUACAGAAAAGAACUGCGUGGAAUCCUUAAUACGAUCGGAAACAUGCGCUGCGACCUCAUAGUAGCACCGCUAGAAGUUCUAGUUGAGGAAGUGGCGGCCAGUGGCGGUGGUACAGCAAUGCCAAUUGCACGAUUAGAAGCGAUUGUUCAGUUGGUACAUGGCUUGGUGGAGAUUAUUCCAGCAAAUUUCGUCAAUAUGAAGGAAGGAUGGAUGGGUCGCGGUGCGCUGUUACCAGUCAAUUUGCUGAACUCUAUGCAACUGGACGGUCGCUCAGCUACUGUCCAUGUCUUGUACUUCGAGAUCGCCUGUCGGUACGAACGCCUGCUUAUGGCUCCCCCCCCACAGGCUCCGCAACUUGUGAUACCACAAGUUGCAGCAGCGUUCCUAGACGAAAGGGGGAUAGCAUUUCGAGUCGCCCGUGUUCGAACUCGCAUUGUCUACCUUUUCUGUCGAUUUGUUAAAGCUCACAAGACGGUGCUUAGUCCUCUAGUUUCUGAGUCUCUUUACAUCGGCGAACUAGCGAACAAGCUUGGAGAGCGUUUUCUUGCUGCCAUCACGGAGCUGCAGGCAGCUCGAGCUGCAGGAGACGCAGCGAAAGUCCAAAUGAUCCAGCAGUUCAUGACCAACAUAGUUGGUUACUGUAGUCGUCUCUCGAAGGCAUUCAAUAACGCGAACUCGAUGCAAUCGUGCAGAUGCGUCGACGUUUACAUGCGCCUUCUCAAUUUGUUCCUUGGUCAUCUUAACGCUGAGAAUGCAUUCCUGCUAGAGUCCGUCAGACAGUUGGCACAUCGGCUGGUGGUAUGCCUUGAUUCCGAACUUCUUCCGAUACUGCCUCCACUGAUGUCCGCUUUAGCAGCGGUUUCAACUGACUUGGAUAGCAUGAAUCACUUACUCAUCCUCAGCCACCAAAUUGUCGCCAAGUUCAAGAAAGAAUGCCUACGAUCGGGUGUCGAUUUCGGUGCAAUUCUCGCUUCAGCAGCUCGCCUAUCAAUGGAAACUGAGCCAACAUCUGCACUACGAGCUCAAGAUGAGACUGCGUACCGAAACUUAAUCUAUGUACGGCGUGCCUUCCUUCAAUUGUUCUACACAUCAACAACCUCGGAUAUGUUGGCUGAAAUUGCAACAGGCACACUUUUCGAUGACCUCCAAGAAGCAGCUACUCAAUUGGCGCUUAGCAGCGAUCAAUCCUGCCAGAAACUAGCGUUGGCUACCCUUAGUCGAACUUCGGCUGGAAAUGCUCAAUGGUGGCAAAGAACGCUGCGUACGGCGCUGGAAGUACCUUCGCUGUCGCAUAUUAGCUCAUCCGAUGCAGGAAGUACUGUGGUUGUACAUGAAGUUGCCUCGACGCUGCAAACCCUUCGUCAAGCCCACCCGGAAGAAUUUUCGGUCGCCGUGCGUUCACUGAAUGCCUGGUGA